ACUCAUUCACACAUCAACAUCUCGUCGUUGACCCAAAAAAGCUCCAUCUCCAUCAUUCUCUAAAUUCUUUUACAAACCCUAAAAUCUCGUCUUCUUCUUCUUCUUCUUCUUCUUCACCGUGGAUCACUGCCCUCUCUCUCUCUCUCUCUAUCUAUCCACCGUCAAAAUCCAAAACCCAUUCUUCAUUCUCUCCAAUUUCUCAAAACCGAUUUUGGAAUUUACUUUAAUACUGUAUAGCCCUCUAUUCGCAUUGUAGUACAAGUUCGAGUAAAUUGAGGGAAGAGUUGGGAGAGAAUUCAGAGGGAAGUUAAGAUUUUGACGGGGGAUUAAGGAGUCUCGGAACCCUCAUCCUGGUCUCUUUCUCUUAUGUGGUGGUGCUUGAGAGUCUUUUUAUGUGACAUAAAGGAUCUGAAUCAGAGAAAGGGUCUAACAUGAAGUUAUCCAAUAUCCCUCAACGCUACGUCAUAGUCUUCUUGACUUUCCUCAGCACCUCCGUCUGUUACAUUGAGCGUGUUGGCUUCUCUAUUGCGUACACCGUCGCUGCUGAUGCUGCUGGAAUCAAUCAGUCAAGCAAAGGAACCAUACUUUCCACCUUCUUUAUCGGUUACGCUUGCUCUCAAGUCCCCGGAGGCUGGGCUGCUCAGAAGAUCGGUGGAAGGAAAGUUCUCCUCAUGUCUUUUGUUCUCUGGUCAUCCACUUGUUUCUUGGUUCCCCUUGAUCCCAACAGAGUCGGCCUCUUGGUUUUCGCCCGUUUACUUGUUGGUGUUGCUCAGGGUUUCAUCUUUCCUUCUAUCCACACUGUUUUGGCUCAGUGGGUGCCUCCUCAUGAGAGAUCUAGGUUGGUUUCAAUAACGACUUCGGGAAUGUAUUUAGGUGCUGCUUUAGGAAUGUGGUUGCUCCCUGCUUUAGUUGAGUUUAGAGGUCCGGAAUCAGUUUUCUUAGCAGAGGCGUUAGCUGGUGUUGUAUGGUCAUUGCUUUGGAUUAGGUACGCUACUGACCCUCCUCGGUCUGAGCAUCCAAAAGCCGCUGCUGCUGGGUUUGGAGGUGCUCUCUUGCCAACUAAUGUAAACCACCAUCAUAAAGUUACUCACAUACCAUGGAAGAAGAUAAUGCUCAGCUUACCCGUGUGGGCGAUUGUGGUCAAUAAUUUCACGUUCCAUUACGCUUUAUAUGUGCUGAUGAACUGGCUUCCGACCUAUUUCGAGCUCGGGCUCAAGGUCAGUCUUCAGGGAAUGGAUUCGUCAAAGAUGGUGCCGUACCUCAACAUGUUUGUAUUCUCCAUCGUUGGUGGGUUCAUUGCAGACUAUUUGAUCACCAAGAGAAUACUCUCUGUGACUAGAACGCGCAAGUUCUUGAACACGGUUGGGUUCUUAGUCGCUUCAGCGGCUUUGAUGGCUUUGCCUCAGUUUAGAACCUCAAACGGUGUGAUCUUGUGUUCCUCUGUGGCUCUUGGGUUUCUGGCAUUAGGGAGAGCCGGUUUUGCGGUGAACCAUAUGGAUAUUGCUCCCAGAUAUGCUGGAAUUGUGAUGGGAGUUUCGAAUACUGCUGGGACAUUAGCUGGAAUCAUUGGUGUUGAUUUGACUGGGAAGCUUCUUGAAGCUUCUAAGUUGAUCUACUCUGAUUUGUCUCAUCCAGAGAGCUGGAGGGUUGUGUUCUUCAUACCUGGUUUGCUCUGUAUCUUUAGUACCGUUGUGUUUUUGCUGUUCUCUACAGGAGAAAGGAUCUUUGAUUGAAUGGGAUCAGAGUUUAUGAGAAACCCUUUUCAAGAUUAGUUAGUAGAGCCCUCUACAUUUGAAGAUCCAUUGAAACCUUGUACUCUCAGGCUCCUCAUUGGUAUUCUUUUUUUUGGGUGAGUAAACUUGAAUCACACCAAGAGUUUUAUUAAUUAGUUGAACUUGCAAUAUACUAUGAAUAAGAAUAAAAAUCUGUAGUUGGAUAAUCAUUGAGGGGUUAUAUUUGGAUAUUGUAAAAUUUUCGAGUUCUUAUAUACAAUAGUAAGCAUUUACGAGGCA
Messenger RNA from Raphanus sativus (radish), 2012 nucleotides. RefSeq names its product probable anion transporter 5. The transcript has 2 exons. NCBI's taxonomy places the organism in Eukaryota, Viridiplantae, Streptophyta, Magnoliopsida, Brassicales, Brassicaceae. The record is from RefSeq and is a predicted model, not a curated record. The coding region runs from base 432 to 1733 and encodes 433 amino acids. Gene Ontology annotation, molecular function: transmembrane transporter activity. Gene Ontology annotation, biological process: transmembrane transport.